CCGCAGAGGCCGCGGCGCCCAGCCCGCCCGCUCCGCGCCAUGGCCCCGCACGCCCGGCGGUGCCGCCCGCUGCCCGCGCUGCUGUGGCUGUGCGCGCUGCUCUCCCCGCUGCAGGUGACUUUUCAGAUCACUGUUCUGUGUCCCAGUGAGAGGCAUUACGAGCGGUUUGGACGAUGCUGCAACAAAUGUGAGCCAGGAAAGUACAUGUCUUCUAAAUGCACUGCUACCUCUGAAAGUGUAUGUCUGCCCUGUGGCCCAGAUGAAUACCUGGAUACCUGGAAUGAAGAAGAUAAAUGCUUGCUGCAUAAAGUUUGCGAUACAGGCAAGGCUCUGGUGGCCGUGGACCCCGGCAACCGGACGGCCCCGCGGCGCUGCGCCUGCACCGUCGGGUACCACUGGAGCGACGACUGCGCCUGCUGCCGCCGCAACACCGAGUGCGCGCCAGGCUUCGGCGCCCAGCACCCCUGUACGCAAUCCGCUCCGGGCGGCUGUCUACACUUACUAAAUCUGCAGCUCAACAAGGACACAGUGUGCAAACCUUGUCUUGUCGGCUACUUCUCAGAUGCCUUUUCUUCCACGGAUAAAUGCAAACCCUGGACCAAUUGUACCAUUCUUGGAAAGGCAGAAAAGCAUCACGGGACUGAGAAAUCAGAUGUGGUUUGCAGUUCUCUGCCAAUGAGAAAAUCACCUAAAGAAUCCCAAACGUAUUUGCCCAGCUUAAUUAUUCUGCUUCUCUUCAUAUCUGUGGCAUUAGUUGCUGCCAUCAUCUUUGGUGUUUACUAUAGGAAAAGAGGGAAAGCACUAACAGCUAGUUUGUGGCACUGGGUCAGUGAGGCAUGCGGCGGCCUAAGAGGAAAUAAGCAGGAGUCCCCGGGCGACAGUUUCAGCCGCACCCCGGUGGCAGCCACUAGCCAGCGGGAAGCUCAUGAAGGUGCCUUCCUGCUGACUCUGGAAGAGAAGAUGUUUUCCGAGAACAUGUGCUGUCCAGAUGGCCAUGGAGUCCCUGGGGGUGUGGGUGCCAGAGGAGAAGAUGCCCUGCUGCUCUCCGUGGUCAGCGAGGUCCAGGGUGACCCCUUCGGGCAGGUUCCCAUGGAAGACGAGUAUGUGGACAGGCCCUCCCAGCCCCCAGACUCUCUCCUGUGCCCGACUCAGCCCGGAAGCAAAUCCACACCCCCUUUCUCUGAGCCCCUGGAGGUGGGAGAGAAUGACAGCUUAAGCCAGUGCUUCACUGGGACAGAGGGCAUGGUGGAUGCAGAAAGCUGCGAUUUUGCUGAGCCCCUGUGCAGGACUGACUGGAUUCCUGCCUCCUCCGAAAUGUACUUGCAGAAGGAGGUGGAGGCUGGGCAUUGCUCAGACUGGGCAGCCAACUCCACCUGGGCAGGUGGCUCUGCAGACUGCAGGAACCUUCCUGGGGAGGACCGGGACCCCAUCUUGGGUUCCCCCAAAAGUGGACCCUUGCCCCAGUGCGCCUAUAGCAUGGGCCUCCCCCUGGAAGAAGCAGCGGACAUGGCAGAGGGGGGAGACCAGCCCUUGGGUGGGGCUGAUGGGAAACUGCCAAGCUCAGCCAGGGGAGGAAGCCCUGGUUCCGGAAGUUCCUCCAGUGACCACCCUCCUGCAUCUGGAAAUGUGACUGGAAACAGUAACUCCACGUUUAUUUCCAGCGGGCAAGUCAUGAACUUCAAGGGCGACAUCAUCGUGGUGUACGUCAGCCAGACGUCGCAGGAGGGCGCCGCGGGGCCCGGCGCUGGGGGGCCGGGGGAGCCCGCGGGCCACCCGGUGCAGGAGGAGGGCGCCGGCCGCAGGGCCGCCUUCGCGGGGCCCGGCCCGCGCUUCCCGGACAAGGCCGCCGACGAGCCGGCGCCCCCGGGGCCCGCGGAGGCCUCGCGGCCGGUGCAGGAAGAGGGGGCGCGCGCCGCCGUCCAGCCCCCGGCCGCCCGUGACCGCGGGGACGGCGCGGUGCCCGCAUCCCCCGCGCGGGGCGCUGGCGGGACGAGGCGAGAGCCCCCCGGUGGCCCGGACGCACCCCCCGGGGACCUGCACUUCCGGUCGCCGUGAGCGAGUCCGCAGGCUCAGCCGCGGGUGCCCCCUGCCUGCAGAAGGGACCGGGCGGGGGACGCCCGAGCCUGGGAAGGACAGCGCGGGAGAGGCGAGAUGGGGGCUGGCCGCCCUCGGGCUCGGUCGCCCUCCGGAGACAUAGCAAGGAUGGCCGUUUGGCUGGUUCCAAAUCUGCUGCCUUGAUGCCCUGUUUAUUCGGUACAUUUGUAGAAGAUUACAUGACCUUUUCCCCCCGUCUCUCUCUUCCUGGAAAGUUACUUUGUAGAAAGUAGCUUUAUUAUUACUACUCACUGAUGUCCACAACCAUUUAUCACCCAAUUACACAGGUACCUAUUUCUUCCUUUGGUCGGGCCAUGUUUUGCUUUCUUUUAUGGUUUUUCUCUCUCCCCACUCCCAAUUAUCUCAUCAGGAAUUUGUCUCUGUGACAUCUGUUUUUCGACUGUCCUGUUCCAUUUGGAUCUUUUUUUCUCUCUAUUUGUAUUUCACUUUCAAUUGUAGAGUAUUGCUUGAGACUUUUUUUUUCCACUUUUUUGACUGUGUAAGGGUGUUUUUGUUUGUUUGUUUUUUACAUGUUUUCUUCUGCACCCUUUCUCACAGGUCACCGCGUGCCUGUGUUUGGGGGGUGGCUUUAGUCUGGGUGUCUGUACUAAGCGCUUUGGAGAAAGCUUCAAACAUGAAAACCCACAGAAAGGGCUAGGGAAGGUGGAGGGACUUUUAUUUUCUGAAAACUUUUUUGUUUCCAUUUUUUCUAAAAGAAGGAAAAAGGGAAGGCCCAUUUUUUUUCCUGAAUAUUUUUAAAUUUGCAUCAAUCCUUCAGCAGAACUAAAAUUCAUUGUGUGUCCUUCUCCCCUACACCAUCCCAAGGGAAAGCUUCCUAGGGUGAAUUUAUUUAUCCACUCUUUGGAAGAGACAUGGAAAAUGAACAGGACACCGGUACAAUCUGCACACAAAUUAAAAAGGAGGUGCUGGGGUAGUUAAGAAAGGGCGAAUAAAGUUGAAAUAUUAUUUUGCAUUUUCUCUUCCUAGAUAAGUAUGGCAUAAUGUUUUUAGGCAGUAGGCCUUUUUUUUCUCCCUGUGUCUCUGAUUUAGCCUUGUAUAAGUGGAAAACAUUACAGCUAUUUUCCAAUGCAUUUAAAUUAAGGCCCAAAUCUUCAUAUUGUGAAUAUUAGAAAACUGUCAUAGAGGUGUUUUUCUCUUGGUGAGGAGACACUGUGAGUCAGACUGAAAGGACUCAGUUGGGUGUUCCCCCUUCUGGGGUCAGUGAGUAUUGGUUCUCCUCAAAUACUCAGAGGAGAAAAGUUAAAAUACCUAAGCAAAUUAAGGUUAAUUUUGUGGAUCUGGUAGGUUAUAAGAGUGGUAAGAUGGUCACUGGCCAGGACUUUAAUGGCCACAAAUGACCAGUGAACGGAAGGGCUGUAGAUCCUUAGUUUCUCCUUACAAGUUGCUGUUCUCCUGAAACUCCACUGAGACAGAAGCAGUCAAUUACAAUUUUAACAGAGAAGCAUAGGGCAGCUCUAUAAUUGAUGUGAAAUCUGUAGCUGACAUAAAAAACAAAACAAAAAAACCACUGCAGGAAAUAACUGCAUUGCCAGGUGAGCAGAUGGCUUUAAAAGGGCAGACCCUUUUAGAUGUUUUAAAAGGGAAGAGACCAUGAUACCUUUUAAUAUGGAAUAUAUUGAAAUAUAGUUCACAAAGAAGGAUGCUGAACUAAAAGCCCAAGUUUCUGUUGUGACACCAUCAUCUCACUGAUAUUACUGUGCCUUUCUGUGCUUUCAUUUUUCUUUCUAUAUAAAGGCAGUAAUUAUCAUUUUUACUAGUUUCCCUAUUCAGAGCUAUCAAAAGGACACUAGAGGAAAUGUAAAGUAUAUACUUUGAACUCCUUAAAUAAAAGAUGCUAUAUAAAUACAUAAAAAUCUAUUUUCAGAAGAAGGUAAUUAUUCUUUCCCACACUGAUCCCUACAGAUUCUAUAUUGAUCCAAAAAAACUAAAUGAUAGGAAAUGAAUAAAAAAUACAGGUUUGUGUGUGCAUGUUAUAGAGAUGUAUGUGACAAAUGUAAACAGAAUGAAAUGAAGGCAAUAAUGAAGAAUUGUUUGGAGGAAGUGAUAAAGAGAUUAUUAAACUCAUAUUUGACCAUAAA
Choloepus didactylus (southern two-toed sloth) is the source of this 4193-nucleotide messenger RNA. It is a transcript of the gene TNFRSF11A, whose product is annotated as TNF receptor superfamily member 11a. NCBI's taxonomy places the organism in Eukaryota, Metazoa, Chordata, Mammalia, Pilosa, Megalonychidae. Gene Ontology annotation, biological process: lymph node development; multinuclear osteoclast differentiation; mammary gland alveolus development. Gene Ontology annotation, molecular function: cytokine binding; tumor necrosis factor receptor activity. The record is from RefSeq and is a predicted model, not a curated record. Gene Ontology annotation, cellular component: external side of plasma membrane. Bases 40 to 2055 code for a protein of 671 amino acids. The transcript is spliced from 10 exons.